AUGGACGGAAAUUUAGAGGAUAGUAUUUUGCUUAAAGAACUGAAAGUAUAUCAAUGGAUAUUUUCUAUUUUUGGUCUGAAUUUACCACCAUUUUUAAUAUAUCGUUCACAAAAGGAUUUCAAAUAUUACUUUGUCUUAUUAAUAUACAUUGUUUAUUGUCUUAUACUUAUUUCAACUGCUAUGUGGGCUGCUCAUAGCCAUAAUGACAUUGUGAAAAAAGGAACUCUUAGAUAUAAUUUGGAUUUUAUGACCGCAUUAGUUUCUUAUAUACAAAACGUAGCCAUGGCUGGUCUGCAGUUGUUAUUUGAAUUUAAAUGUUGCUGUUGUUAUCACAAGUUUUGCGAAAUUUUGUUAAGUAUUCGAAAAUUAGAGCGGAAUAUAUUUACAAUGUGCCCGGUCAUUUUAAAGAAACAACCUUUAAGAAGAUGUCUUAUGAUGACCACCGCUCCAGGAUUAUUUAUUUUGGUAUCAUUCUUAAUAUAUUUCAAUGUCAUGCUUAUAGGCAUAGAUCUUGAAUUGAAAUAUAAAUUUCUAGCUGCAAUGUUCUUGAUGACUAUACAAAUAAAAUUUCUGGAAUAUGGCAUUUAUGUACAAUUAAUUUAUGAAUAUUUAUCGAUGUUGUUGGAAAGCUUGAGAUGCCUUAAAGAAAAUGUAAAUAACUCAGCAGAAAGGAAACAAUCUUUGGACUGGUCUUUUUGUAAAUAUUUUAAGCAAAAUCAAGCUUGUUUACAAGAAACUUGGUUCUUGGUCUAUAGACUGGAACAAUAUUUUGCUUGGCCGGUAUUGCUAUUGUUCCUAUAUAAUGGUAUUAUCAUAUUAUGCACAGUGAGCUGGGGUUAUGUUCGAUAUACAUAUGAAACGGAAUUUGUUUAUCAAAUAAGUAAUUUAUCUUAUUACAAUUGA
Messenger RNA from Lucilia cuprina (Australian sheep blowfly), 903 nucleotides. Its product is annotated as putative gustatory receptor 98b. The record is from RefSeq and is a predicted model, not a curated record. Gene Ontology annotation, cellular component: membrane. Gene Ontology annotation, biological process: sensory perception of taste. Lineage: Eukaryota; Metazoa; Arthropoda; Insecta; Diptera; Calliphoridae. The transcript has a single exon. The coding region runs from base 1 to 903 and encodes 300 amino acids.